Messenger RNA from Symbiodinium natans, 2478 nucleotides. NCBI's taxonomy places the organism in Eukaryota, Dinophyceae, Suessiales, Symbiodiniaceae. The record is from the annotation of a GenBank genome assembly.
AUGUUGAGACCGCCUUGCAGCACCCCAGAGCAUGAAGAUGAGGAAGAGCUGGAGCUGGAGAAGGGGCCCAUCCAAGAGUUCUGCGAACAGCUACAGAACAAGCGGGCAUGGACGGGCACGUACAUUUUCUUCACGGCAUAUGCCCUUUUCGCCAUCGACAUCGAUGCGAUGGUCGGGGAUAAGUCCUCCCGAAUAGGAGUGGCCAUCUGCACGACACUGGUUGCCAUUGCGUUCCUCUUCGAGCUGUUUGUGCAUUGCAUGGGGAAGCGCGGCUACAUGACCAGCGCCUUCUUCAUUCUGGAUCUUGUGGCUUUCAUUUCCCUUAUUCCAGACACGAUCAUCAUGCAACUGGCCAACGAUGGCAGUGCCUUUGUGGCGGGCCGCUCUAGCAGGCUUACCAGGAUGCUGCGCCUUUUCGGGCGCUCCGCGCGAGCGGCGCGUCUGAAUCGAUUCGGCCGCAUCGCGAGGAUUGCAGCCUUCAUGCCCAAGCUACAGGAGCUUCAACGCUUUUGGGGGCACAAGGUGGAGGAAGACGACGCCGCGCGAGUCCUUGAAAAGAAGAUCUACCGAGUCUUCUGCUUCCUUGACGAGGACAUGGACAGUUGGGUGGCAAAGUCUGCUCUGGAGACGUGCAAAGACAAACUGUUCAACAUGGCCCACCUUGAAAAGAAAAAGCCUGAGUGGGCAUCCAAGCUGCGGAUGCUAGCAGCAGCGGCCCACGUGACGACAAAGGUACGACGGGAUGACCCAAGCGCGAGCCCAAAUGCCAUUAGCAACGGUACUGGCUUGGACUCGCAGACACCAGCGGACAUCGCGACUGCUCCGUCAAUAGCGUCAACGGCGAAGAGCCUGGCAAAGAAGGACGGUGCCAUACUGGGCUCGCAGUCAUUGGCCCGUGGGAUCGAGAAGCCUUUUCAGGAUCAGGUGGAUUACCCGGAGUUCCGGGAUGCAAUAAUGAGCGAACCUCCCUUGGUCCAGUGGCUCAAAAAUGCGGUGAUCCGUCAGCUCAAGCGUGGCAACAACAUGCAGGCAGUUCGGCAACGGAAUGCGGAGUACAUCGGGGUGAAGGUGGCCAUGGCAAUUCUGUUCAUAAUUGCCAUUCUCAGUUAUGUCGAGCCGCUAAUGGAGGAUACAUCCCUCAACUACGCUUUCGCAGCGAUGAACAGCUUCGUUGCGAUAAAGUACGGCAGUCCUCCGGUGAACACGACCAUUCCGGACGUGGUUCGCAGGCAAGUGGCUACCUGGACGUUGCACGAGGGCUGGGCGCGGCCGCACCGGCCACUGUUGUACUUGGACCUCCAACGGAAAGUCUACUGCAACUCAUUGCUGGGUGCCCACGAGAAGCGCUGCGAUGCGCCCCUGAGCGAACCCCUCGUUUGGGGAGCGACGAAGAGGCUCGACGAGGUGGACAUCGAUGUCAUCGCCUCGAAGCACCGUCAGAUGGACUUGCUGCUUAUGCGGUAUCCAGACUUUGACGAUGAGGACAUCACGGCCGAGGACCUCGAGAACAUGACGGAAGCCGUUGCACUGUUUCUGAAUCGAGCAGACACAGUCGCCACUGCUCGAGACUCUAUCAUCACCACAUGGGUGGUUCUCUUCCUCAUCGUUAUCGGCAUUACCUUGCUCACGCGGGAUCUCACGUACUUGUCCAAGAACCUUUUGAAGCCACUGGUGGAGCUGGCCGAUGAAGUGGAAAGUAUUACUCGCCUUCAGCUAGCGGCUACGGCCACCAAGUCAGCAUCGAGCCAAAGCUUGGAGGAGAGUCAAAACGUGUCCAGCGAGAUCAGGCUGCUCCGCCGACGCUUCGACAGCAUGAAGACCGCCAUCCGCUCAUGGGGCAAGUACGUUCCAUGGCCUGUGGUGCAGCUAAUGAUGCGCAAGGAUGCAGAAGCCAACAUCGAGGUCUCCGAGCGCAAGGUGACAAUGUUCUUCUCGGACAUCGCCAGUUUCACCACCAUCGUCGAAAGCCUGCCACCCAAGAGCUCGCUGCUGCUGCUGAGUCGCUACUUUCAGGAGAUGUCCAAGAUCGUGGAUGCCCACGGAGGCAUUGUUGUUGAAUUUAUUGGCGACGCGAUCCUGUGCAUCUAUGGCGCCCCGGUGGUCAAUGACAGCCAUGCCACCGUCGCGGUGAGGGCCGCGGUGGAGAUGCUGCAGGCAAUGAGCAGCAUCAACGCCUGGUUGGAGCGGCGGGAGCUGCCCAGGAUCUCCAUCCGAUGCGGAGUUCACACCGGUAAAGUGCUGGUUGGAAACAUGGGCAUGCAGUCCCGGAUCAAGUAUGGCAUCGCCACUUGGCGAAACAUCAGAAUUCUCAGCUUCUUGCGAGGUUCAAGGUGUGGUAGGCCCCGGCGCCCUCAAAAGAAGGGCAUCCAGUUUCGGGUGUGUGUUCCUGUGGCCCCGCUAGAUCCAGCACCUCACACGUUUGCGAGCAGAUCCCCAGUCCCACAAAUCACUUCCCCGGAGCCCCACAACGUCCUCUAA